AUGCGCGAGCGAGUCGAGGCUAGUUGCCCCGCCAGCGACCCCGGACGUGCCCACGCCGCGAUUUUCCACGAGUCGCAAGAUUUUUCCUGGGAGGCUCUUCGCGACAGGGUAGAGGUUACGGUGCGGCGGCAGACUGAGGCAGUCAACACUGCGGCCGCACCACAAGGCGUCGGCGAGACAGAGACGCAGGCGAAGCGGUGGGAGAGCCACUUUCUGGGGUGCGGCAACGGAUCGAGCGUGCUGCCGCUGCUGCGCGGCAAUCCGCUUGCUCGCGUCCACGCCACCGACCCGUCGCCCACCGCCGUGGCUGACACGGUGCGUCGGGUGGAGGAGGCGGGCUUCUCCGACCGGCUCACGGCCGAGGUCCCGCCCGGCCUCACACGCCCGUGCUCGCCGGGGCACGGCCCGUUCGACGCCGUCAUGGCCCUCUUCACGCUGUCGGCAGACAGCCCGCGGCGAGCGGCGCGAGAGCGCGGCGCGGCCAUCCCGGGCGGAGACGACGCGGUGCUCCUCUCGGCCGCCGCGGGAGAGCUGCGGCCGGGCGGCGUGCUGCUGCUCCGGGAUUGCGGCCUCUACGACAUGCGCCACUUGCGAGACGCUGCGCGCGGCGAGCGCGACGCCACCCUGCUACCCACAAACAAGCUGGCCGCGGCCGCGGGGCUCGAGGUGGUCGAGAGCCGGUACUUGUGCGUCCGCCUCACCAACCAGCGGCGCGGCGUGCACAUGGACCGAGUGUACGUGCACGCGGUGUUGCGGCGGCCGGUGGGGCACAGCAGGCGCCUGCUCCACGCCAACUCUCGGCUGCGCAUCUUCGACGAGCGGCUCGGUCCGGACUGCACCGCCAGCGUCCACCACGCGGUGCCGGCGGUGCGGUGGCAAGUCCUCGAUGCGAGCCAGCCGACGCCGUCGCCCUUCUUCCACGCCGCGGGCUUCACGGCGACGGUGCGCAACGUCUCGCCGCACGAGCGGCGGGACAUCUGCUUCGAAGUGCUCGGCGAGCCGCUGCACGGCGAGGAGGAGAACGCGCUCGUGCGCAUGUGGGACUUCCGCGCCAGCCUCGGGAUGGACCGACUCGCCUUCCACCAGCACGUGUUCGACAAUGCGUGGGUGGUGCUCGGCGACGGCGCGGCGCUCCGCGGCGCGGCUCUCAACGUCUACACGCCGGUCGCCGGCGGCGGCGCCAAGCUCGAGAAGACGGUGCAUUUUCACGACGGCUUCGUCUCGUGGACGGUCGUGCGGAACGGCGGAUUCGACGCCGACGGAGAGCCGCUCGCGCCCACGUGCUUGCACAGCGUCGACAGCGCAGUUCCGUCCGUCGAGUUUCGCGAGUAUUUGAUAGAGCUGAAGUAGCAAUCCGGAGCAGCAAUCUCACGAGCGGAGCCACGCCUGCUCUGCAUGAAUCGCCGUUAGAAUUACCCCGGUGCCGGCACCGGACGGUGCGGGUGGUGAAUC
This is a messenger RNA of Emiliania huxleyi CCMP1516, 1452 nucleotides long. RefSeq lists its product as hypothetical. The record is from RefSeq and is a predicted model, not a curated record. NCBI's taxonomy places the organism in Eukaryota, Haptophyta, Isochrysidales, Noelaerhabdaceae. The coding region runs from base 1 to 1350 and encodes 449 amino acids. The transcript is spliced from 7 exons.